UCCGCCCCACUCCGGGAAGGUAAGGCAACUCAGGCACGUUUCUGUCCCUGUCAGGAACAAGUGGACCCUCUCGAGAGUCACCCUGUAGAAACAGCCACCACGUCUCGGACCCCUCUGAGGACCUGAACAAAAGAAACUACAGCGAAGGGAGCCAGAGCCAGCCAGAGGCAGCCCCAGCCAAGCAGCAACAGCACAGCCCAGCCCAGCCCAAUUCCAGCCCCAGCCCAGGAGGCCAACCCCACAGAGGAGGGGGCCGACGGCUCUUUCCGGAUUGCGAGCGGAAGUGGGCGAAUUUGAAUCCUGCCAGCCGUUGGAGGCAGCGGUGCUGCGCUAGCCGCAAAAAGUGACAGGGUCGUCCUGCGGCUUAGGGCUGAGCGUGCCUUGUCGCAGUGUCUUGUUUCUCCCUGCUCGGCUCGAAUGUUGAAGCCGAUUGCGUAGAGGAAUCUCGCGGCGGGCGCGUUACCACAGUCUCCCUAUGUAGUUCAGGUUGACCUGGAACUCACUAUGUGGCACAGGUUGGCCUUGGACUCAUGGUGAUCCAGUCCUCCUGCCUCAGCCUUCCACAUGCUGUGAUCAGAGUAAAAUGAAUGAAAAUAAACCUGGUGACUCACAGAACCUUGCUUGUGUUUUUUGUCGAAAAAACGAUGACUGUGCUAUUAAAUAUGGAGAAAAGAAAACUAAUGAGAAAUGGAAUCUCACUGUACAUUACUAUUGUUUGUUGAUGUCAAGUGGAAUUUGGCAGAGAGGUAAAGAAGAAGAAGGAGUUUAUGGUUUUCUCAUAGAAGACAUCAGGAAGGAAGUGAGUAGAGCCUCUAAACUGAAAUGCUCUGUUUGCAAGAAAAAUGGUGCUUCUAUUGGAUGUGUAGCACCUCGAUGUAAACGAAGUUACCAUUUCCCAUGUGGACUUCAAAGAGAGUGUAUUUUCCAGUUUACUGGCAAUUUUGCGUCAUUUUGUUGGAAACAUCGUCCUGUUCAAAUUAUUACACCUAAUAAUUAUAGAGACUCUGUACCAUGCACCAUUUGUUUGGAAUUUAUUACACCUAUUCCUACUUACAGUGUAUUACGAAGUCCUUGUUGCAAGAAUGCUUGGUUUCAUAGAGACUGUGUACAGGUUCAAGCAAUAAAUGCAGGAGUAUUUUUCUUUAGGUGUACAAUAUGCAAUAAUAGUGACAUCUUUCAGAAAGAGAUGUUGAGAAUGGGAAUUCAUAUUCCUGAAAAAGAUGCAUCUUGGGAAUUAGAGGAAAAUGCUUAUCAAGAGCUUUUGGAGCCCUAUGAACGCUGUGAUAUACGAAGAUGUCGUUGCAAAGAAGGGCGAGACUAUAAUGCACCUGAUAGCAAAUGGGAAAUAAAACGCUGUCAGUGCUGUGGUUCCAGUGGAACACAUUUAGCCUGUUCCUCACUAAGAUCAUGGGAACAAAAUUGGGAGUGUUUGGAAUGUAGAAGUAUUAUCUACAAUUCAGAUUUCCGAAAAGCCAAAAAACACACAUUAUCCAACUCUAAUAAUGUGGCAAUUACUGAUUGUUUGUUGGAAGAAUCAUCACCUAAGUUACCCAGACAGUCACCUGGAGCCCAGAGUAAAGAUCUGCUGAGGCAAGGCAGCAAGUUUAGAAGAGAUAUUUCAACAAUAUUGAUAGAGUUAGGAUUUCAAAUUAAGAAAAAAUUUAAAAGAUUAUGUAUCAAGAAAGCUGAUAUCUGGACCAGUGCCUUAGUUGAAUUCAGAAAGCAAAACUUCAGUCCUUCAUACAUGAUUGAAGUAGUAUUUAUUGAGAAUGAUAAUUUUGGAAGAGAACAUCCAGGAUCAAAGCAAGAAUUUCUGAGUCUUUUAAUGCAACAUCUUGAGAACUGUCCAUUGUUUGAAGGUUCCUUAUCAAAGAACUUAUCUCUAAAUUCUCAAGCUCUAGAAGAGAAUCUUUAUUUUGAAGCUGGCAAAAUGCUUGCCAUUUCUUUGGUUCAUGGUGGUCCUUCACCUGGUUUCUUUUCUAAAACCCUGUUUAACUGCCUUGUUUAUGGACCAGAAAAUGCCCAACCAAUUUUAGAUGAUGUGUCAGACUUUGACGUGGCACAGAUUAUAAUCAGGGUAAGAAAUAUAAAUACUGCAACAAAUAUAGAUGACUUAAACUCAGUAAUAAAUGAAUACUAUAACUACCUAGAACUUAUUGGAUGUCUAAGACUUAUAACAACAUCAACUGAUAAAUACAUGUUGGUAGAAGACAUACUUGUCUACCAUGUAAUUAAGAGAGUCCAAGUACCCUUUGAAAGUUUUAAGCAGGGUCUGAAAACACUUGGUGUCUUGGAGAAAAUUCAGACGUGCCCAGAAGCAUUUUGUAAAAUCCUCUGUCAUAAACCUGAGAAUCUUUCUGCAAAAAUCCUUAGAGAUCUUUUUACAGUACACAUAUUACCUGAUGUGCAAGUGUUGGGGUUUUGGAACAGUUACCUACAGAGUGUUGAGGAUGGUAAAUCUGCAAUAACAAUGGAAGACAUUCUUAUUUUUGCAGCUGGUUGCAGUUCCAUUCCACCUGCUGGAUUUAAACCCACUCCUUCAACUGAAUGUCUGCAUAUGGAUUUUCCUGUUGGAAACAAGUGUAAUAACUGUUUAGCUCUUCCAAUGACGAGUACAUAUAAAAAAUUUCAAGAAAAUAUGGACUUUGCCUUAAGAAACACUCUACGACUAGAAAAGGAAAAAAGUUCUCACUACAAUGGACAUUAAAAUAUUUCUUUGAACAAAGAAAUGCUUCUUUAAAAGCUGCUAUUGAUAACUUUCCUUUGUUUCAGAAAUCUAUUAAUCAGCACUUUGCAACAAAUUUUUCAUCUUCUUGGCCCAAUGAAACUUAGGAUAUGUACGUAAAAGAAUAUUUUGGCCAUUUAAACAAAAAAAAUUUUUGUUAAAAUUGGUGGUAUUUUUCUAUUUUCUUAAUAUACAUGCUUAACAAACCAGUAUAAAUACUUUUAUAAUGAUUGUACAGAUUUAAACAGGUGUAGCAGCAUGGUAAAUAUGAAAGAGCUACUAUUUUUAUAAAUUGGAAUUGCCUAUAGGAUUCCAUGAUUUUUCUGGUUUUAUACAAUUUUCAAAUUACUCUUUUUUUCCCAAUUAUGCUUUAUUUUAAAGCAUUAAAUAGAAAAGCUAAACAGUUAAAUCCUCAUAAAUAAAAAGUACAUAUUCUGGGGUAUGCAGUAUAUGUAUGCUUUUUUAGGAUGGCACUAAAUUCAUGGCUAAGAUGUUUUUAGAUCACUGAUUUAUACAUAAAUGAUCCACACUGCAAUUAUAUUAUGCCUUAUUGGAAGUAUUAAAUAGAAAGCAGAAUUGCAGUUAUUCUGGAAUGGACAUUCCAUGGGCUUGAAAACACUUCCUGAGGUGAAUAAAAUGUAGUGGAAAAUACUUAAGAAAAUGUAUCUUCUUGGGCCAGGGAUUUAGCUCAGUGGUUUCGCCACCUGCUGCGCAAGCGCAAGGACCCGAGUUCAAUCCCCAGUACCCAAAAAAAAAAUUUUUUUUUUAAAAUCUUUAAAGCCAUGGUUUUUUGUGGGGUAUUUUUUUGUACUGGGGAUCAAACUCAGGACCUUGCAUUUGCAAGGCAGGUGUGGUGCCACUAAGCAAAAUCCCCAGCCCUAAAGCCAUGAUUUUAAUCAUUGAGGUUUUUUUUCUAUAUCCUAUGUGUGUCAUUCAGUAUGUUUUAGCCAUAGUCAGUGUAUAUAUCUGAAUGUGGAUUAUUAUGUGGUUGAUUUGCUAUUUGACAUUUGUUAUCAACAUGGUUCUAUCAUAGGUAAGCUGGUAUCAUAGCAUUAUAACAGUUAUCUUCUUUGGUCUUGAAAUAUACCGCUUUUUAGUUGGCCAUUGAGGCAGAAGCCUGUAAUCUCAGCACUUGGGAAGUUGAAGCAAGAGGACCACCCUAACUUUGAGCCAAGCCUGGGGGGCUACAUAGUGAGUUCAAGGCAUCCCUGAACCACACUGCAGGACUGUAGAGGAUAUGAGAAGUUCUCUGGCCCUCGGACAGCCUUGGGAAGACAGAUUGUCCUGAUGUCUGUGGCAGGCCCAGAUAGAGAAGUUAAAGAUAACUUCAGAAGGCUGUUUGUCAAUCCCACAGUGUUCCAACGGGGUCCCUUGAGACUCUCAAACAUUUGCUUGACAUAAGAAUAGGUAAGAGUAGCUAAUCUUUUAGAAGCUUUAACUAACCAAGAUGAUUUAGAUAAGACACACUAAGAUUAAAAGAGCAUAGAUGGUUCUUUAGAUGCUUUAUGUACUCACAGAUAUAACUGGUGGUUAGUUGACUAGCAUUGUAAAUUGUUAAUGACUGAUGUAUCCUACAGAAAAAUGUAUAAAAGAAGAAUAUUACCAAUAAACCUGGCCUUAACUCCACACAGA
Heterocephalus glaber (naked mole-rat) is the source of this 4357-nucleotide messenger RNA. NCBI's taxonomy places the organism in Eukaryota, Metazoa, Chordata, Mammalia, Rodentia, Bathyergidae. The record is from RefSeq and is a predicted model, not a curated record.